UUCAGUGUGGUAAAUGCUGUGAGUAACAGAAAUUUUGAUGAUGUUAGCAGUUCAGCGCACUAUACACUGAGUGGCUGAAAAUAUUAUCAUAUUAUCAUUGUCAGCAUUGCUGAUACAAAAGACUGUCACCUUCUUCUCGCCAGGCAUUUUCUCUAGCCAGAAGAACUUAAACCCGAAGGGCAAUGGCAGCAAUUGUUACUGGUCUGAUCCCCAUUCUCCACACUGCAGUAGAUGCCGCCACCACCACCUACAAAGGGCGCACCGUCUGGUUCGGCUUUCUCUGUAUUCGCCUUGUGACUCUUUUUGUUGCUGAAAUGCCUUGGUUUAAACUGAACUCCGACUUCAGCUGCAUCAUCACCAAGGACAGCAUGUGCACUCGAGCCUGCUUUAACCAGCACUUUGAUAAGCCUGUGGUAAUGGCAUGGAACUAUAUUUUCAUCCUCCUCAUCCUGUCUGUCCUGCUCAUGGAGCUUUUCGCUGCCCACUUGUACACAGCUUUUGAGAAGAGCUCUCUAGAGAACUGUGAGAAAGACUGUGAGCUGAAAAGUGCAAGUGACUCUGGCAAUAGCACAGCUAGAAUAGUGAUCCUAGACAUGCACCAAAGCAGGAACGCUUUGUUCUUCUACUUGUUUAAUGUUGCUCUGCGAGUUUUGGUGGAGAUUUGGUUUGUGUAUAUUCUGCUUUAUUGGAACUUGUCUAAACUAAACCAAGGGGCAUUCAUAUGUAAGAGUACCACUUUUGGAUGCCCAGAUCAGCAGUGUUUGGUGAGUGGUUCUGCUGAGAAAUCCAUGUCUAUCUAUGCUCUAUUGUCCAUUUCUCUGCUGAUCAUUAUCAGCCAUUGUGUCUUCUGUGUCCAUUUAAUCAGCCACUACCUGUGUAACUGUAGUACCACGGAUUCCUACAGUGUGUAACUUCCCUGUUUGCAAAAUAUGUUUUGGUGUCUCUGAACAAUUAUGGUCUUUUAUUCAUGUCUUUCUUUGUUCUGUUACAAAUCUUUCAGUCCAAUGUUACUUUGUAUGAAAUUGCAUGAAUUUCACUGAAUUAACUGGUUUGCUGAGUUUUAUUGAAUUAUGAAAUGUGUGGCA
This is a messenger RNA of Hemibagrus wyckioides, 1085 nucleotides long. RefSeq lists its product as uncharacterized. Gene Ontology annotation, biological process: cell communication. The coding region runs from base 183 to 911 and encodes 242 amino acids. The transcript has 2 exons. The record is from RefSeq and is a predicted model, not a curated record. Lineage: Eukaryota; Metazoa; Chordata; Actinopteri; Siluriformes; Bagridae. Gene Ontology annotation, cellular component: connexin complex.